GUAUAAUCAAUACUAUCAUGUUCCGGACCAAAAAGCGGACUCGAGAAAUUGCGUGUCAUCUGAUAACAUCAUGAAAACUGAAAGACAUAUUUGUACGCCAGGUACCAACGAUGUACCUAUGGGAGAAUCGAUCGAGGAGAUUGCCGAAUCUGUAGAUGAGUUACGAGAAAAGCUCGCCAGUAUGAAGAAACUUAUGAUAGAGCGAAAGGGCACUACACUGGGAGAGAUUAGUGCUCGGAAAAGGAAAGAAGCUUCUAACAUGAUAGAUGGCAAUCUUUUGUCCUGGAUUUUUGGAUUGGCUCUUAUAGGAAUCUUGAUUGUUAGCUCCUAUGCUUUUUAUAAUCUGUAUCACGCGGUAUUAAAGAGAAUAUCAUCUCAUCAUACGGAACUAUAAGGAGAAGGCGUAAAAUAAAAAGGAACGAAAUCCAAAAUUUUUGCAAAUUCUUGACAAUAUAUUACAAAAAAUCGGCCUUGUUAUUAAUUUGCCCAUCAGACAUUUCAACGUGAAAAAUGUUGCCUCAUGUUCUUUUCGAUACAAAUUUUUUAAUUUUUUUUUAGAAAAAGGAUUAAUGUCAAAGAAAACUGUUAAUUUGCUCAAAAAGGUAUUAUAAAGUGGUUAUACCCCAACAAUGCGAGUCAACGACAGACUCAAACAUAACUCUAAAUUUAAAUCAAUGUAUAUUGAAAGAAAAUCUACGUAUCACGUAUAGUACAUAAGAAAAAUUAGAUCGUGGCAACGUCGCAUUUUUACGAAUAGACAAAUACGAGUGACAGUACCGCAGUUCCGAGGAACCAGGAACCACUCGACUGCAGCGGACGCGUUUCGGAUCGGGUGCUUUCAAUUUAAUAUUUUUGAAAGUGUUGCCGACUUUGACCGAGGAAUUGAAUCCACAAGGGCCUGGUGCGUGUCCGCGAAUUGUGCUCGUCUCGUUCGUUAUUUCGGCGCGACGACGUUGUAGAUCAAGCGCCCGGGGUCUGUUCGAGCAAUGUCAUUUUCGCGGGCAUUGCAUCAUCCCUUUGACCUUGUACUCAUUUUUGAUAUUGUAACCCCUUAUAAUGUGAUCCUGGCCGUAUUGCCUCCGCAUACUUUAGAAGGAGACAAGAGCCAAUCAAGAAGAAGAAGAAGACACAAUAAGCACCGAAGCAUCGCUGUCAAAAUAUUUAUAUAAAAGACAAAAAUGUCCGCACAAUCACGAUAUAAAAGAAAAUAUAUAUAUUAAAAAUAAAAUUUUAGCAAGGAAAAAAAAAUGCAAAGUGGAUCUUGCGAAAAGAAACGACAAGAAUGGCAUAAUCUUACUCUUGAUGAGAAACCAAAUCUAUAAUGUGAUGGCAAUCGCUUUGUCA
Messenger RNA from Cyphomyrmex costatus, 1344 nucleotides. RefSeq lists its product as uncharacterized. NCBI's taxonomy places the organism in Eukaryota, Metazoa, Arthropoda, Insecta, Hymenoptera, Formicidae. The record is from RefSeq and is a predicted model, not a curated record. The transcript is spliced from 2 exons. Bases 71 to 394 code for a protein of 107 amino acids.